This is a messenger RNA of Gastrolobium bilobum, 2029 nucleotides long. Its product is annotated as probable galacturonosyltransferase 15. Gene Ontology annotation, molecular function: polygalacturonate 4-alpha-galacturonosyltransferase activity. The record is from RefSeq and is a predicted model, not a curated record. Bases 226 to 1836 code for a protein of 536 amino acids. Lineage: Eukaryota; Viridiplantae; Streptophyta; Magnoliopsida; Fabales; Fabaceae. The transcript is spliced from 6 exons.
CUUAAAUUCUAUUCAAUUUAUCGUUUUCAUGUUCCUCGAGCAAAUCGAUUCCACACUGAAAACAAAAAUUCGAAAUCCGUGAACUCAUUGCUCUAUAAAUGCAACACACGCAGGCAUACACACGCUCUUACUCUCUAUGACUGUGACUGAGCCAGUUGUGAAGCUUCAGAUCUGCUACUGAUUCCAUCGUAGGAAGGAAAGAAAGAAGCAAAUGGAAUUCAGAAGAUGAAGUUCUAUGUAUCUGCCAAGGGAAAAAAGAGGCUCGUCACCCUGUCCAAAGAAACCGGUGUCACCGGAAAAGUAUCCGCCAAGACCGAUGCUGUUGCGGACGAUGCCUCCUCCGCCGCCUCCGCCGUCGAUCGCCGGAUUUCCAACCGGACUGUUCUGAUGCUCGGGGUGGUGUUGCUGCUCGCCUUUAUGAAGGUGGCGGUUUUGGUGCUGGAAUCUUCCGCGGUUUGCACCUCCUUGGGUUGCGUGGGAUCGAGGUUUUUCAGCGGGGGUGACAUGAGCCUGAAACUCAAAGAUGAGCUUACCAGAGCGCUAAUAGAGGCAAAUGAUGGUAAUUUUAAUGAACGAGGAGCAGAGUCAUUCAACGAGCUUGUGAAAGUGUUGACGUCAAAACAAGACCUUAAGGCAUUUGCUUUCAAGACCAAAGCCAUGCUGUCGCGGAUGGAACGGGAGGUGCAAUCAGCUAGAAAGCAGGAGUCAGUUUUUUGGCAUCUAGCUUCACAUGGUGUUCCCAAAAGUCUGAAUUGUCUUUGUCUGAAGUUGGCUGAAGAAUACGCUGUAAAUGCCAUGGCCCGAUCUCGCCUACCUCCUCCUGAAUAUGUUUCUCACCUUGUUGACCCUACCUUUCACCACCUUGUUCUCCUAACUGACAACGUCCUAGCUGCCUCUGUUGUUGUAACCUCUACUAUUGAAAAUUCAGAUAACCCUGAAAGAUUAGUUUUUCACAUAGUUACCGACAAGAAAACUUAUACUCCAAUGCAUGCUUGGUUUGCCAUCAAUUCUAUUAAAUCAGCAGUAGUUGAAGUUAGGGGAUUACACCACUAUGACUGGUCUGAAGAAAGGAAUGCUGGUGUUAAGGAGAUGCUGGAAACUAAUCAUUUAAUUUGGAAGCACUACUACAACAACUAUAAAGAAGAGGACCUCGACUAUAGUGAAGAGCAUAAUAGAUGUUUGGAAUCUUUAAGUCCCAGCAGCCUUUCCCUGUUGAAUCAUCUCCGCAUCUAUAUCCCUGAGCUGUUUCCAGAUCUCAACAAGGUUGUAUUGCUGGAUGAUGAUGUUGUAGUACAGCAUGACAUAUCUUCUUUGUGGCAACUAGAUCUUAAUGGCAAAGUCAGUGGUUCGGUAUUCAAGUCAUGGUGUGAGGACAGCUGCUGCCCUGGAAGUAAAUACGUCAACUUUUUCAACUUUUCAAAUCCUUUUAUAUCAUCCAAAUUUGACGGUGAUCAGUGUUCAUGGGUCUAUGGCAUGAAUAUAUUUGAUCUUGAAGCUUGGAGGAGAUCAAAUAUUACUGAGACCUACCAUCAAUGGUUGAAACUUAACGUCAAGUCUGGGUUUGCAUUCUUUAAUCCUGGAGUGCUUCCACCUGCCUUGAUUGCUUUUGAGGGUCAAGUGCAACCUAUAGAUUCAUCAUGGCUUGUGACUGAUUUAGGUUAUCGCCAUCGAUCUGAAGAAAUUAGCAUACAGAAACUGGAAGCUGCUGUCGUAGUUCAUUUCAGUGGCCCUGCAAAGCCAUGGCUUGAUAUUGGUUUACCAGAGGUUCGAAGUUUAUGGAAUAGAUAUGUAAAUUUCUCCGAUAAGUUCAUUAAGAGAUGUGGGAUUACAGCGUGAAGUUAUAUUCCACCUCCAAUAUUCAUUUUGAGAUUGAAUCAGUGAUACCGUAUUGGGUCAAAGGGAAGAAGGUUUUGUCUUCAGUCUCUGACUUCGCACAGUACGGUAUCAUUGCUCCAUGUCCAUAUAAAUAGCGAAUAGAUGAAGCUACCAUACAAUACCCUGUUAGAAGAAGCACAGUUGCUGCAGUAUA